GGGACGCGCCGGUCGCUGGUCAAUUCGAAACGAAAUUCAUUUUGGAUCUAUCCAUGUACAUACGUACAUCGGAUUGGAUUAGAUUGGAUUGGAUUUGGGGGGCAUAGCACACAUUGCACUCCAUAUUCCCGAUUGCGAAAUAGUUUGUUUAUAUUGAGCGAUUCUGUAUUUGCUGUUCAACCUGUUGUACGCAAAGAUUUCAAAGAGUACGCCUAUAGACUCGAUCCAAUUGUGAGCAAUACAAAGAAGUGUAGAAAAUGAUAUGCGCAAUGCAAAGAAAAUGUUUUGAAAUGAAAUCAGAAAAGUGAAAUCUCUGCAGAGUUUAAUAACCGGAACUAGCGCACACAGUUUUGGCCUUAAGUUCCUGUUUUAUUGGCCAUCAUGAAGCAGUUGUUCAAUAUAAUACACUGCGAUGACUUAAAUGGGGAUGUACGCUCUAUUUAUGAUAAUUUGAAUACAGAUGUUUGUGGCAUUGACCGUGUGAGGCGUGUUUUUACGUGUUUCAGCAUAUUUCUGCUACUUUUCGGAUGGAUAUUUGUUUGGAGAAGAUACAAAAAAUGCCAUAAAACAUUGCAAAUGUUCCACAAUGGACGGGCGGCGAUCUCCCUGCUGCUUUUGGCCCUGAAUAGCUUGGAUUUGGCCAGGAACUUUCUUCCCGACCAAAAUGUUCGCCACCUGAACCGCCUUUUCCACUCGAGCCCCAGGGAUCUUAAUUACUUGGUUGUAAUUGGAUCGGGAGAGCUCUGGAAUGCGCUUUGCUCCACCUUGCUGACCCUCAUGUUAAUGCUCUACCAUCGCAUUGUGGAGCGCAAGAAGGCGACAGUGCUCCUAUACGCCAGCACCGCGGUGGAGGCGUUGACAUUUGCCCUGCUCGCCAAUGAGCUUUUCGAGCUGGGUCGCUACGAGGAUUUCCUGGAGCUCCAGACGUGCCUGGUGACCAUAUCUGCCAUGUGCAUGGGGUCCUUGGCAUUGCUGGACGGACUUACGGUGUACAAAGAGUGCUAUCACGACGACUAUUUGGAUGACUAUGGCAAAAUAGGCUACAAGCACUCACUGGCCACAUUUUAUUCCAAGUCCUGUUUUUGGUGGCUAACACCUCUUUUGUGGCUGGGCUACAAGAAACCACUGGAGCUGGAGGAUCUGGGUCAAACGAAGCUGGAGGAUAGUGCCAGAUCGCAUUACGACCACUUCUUGUACAUAUACACUGAGAAAAAAAAAAAGUCAAAUUCAUCCCCAUCCUUGUGGUACUGCUAUAUAAAGAACAGUUGGCACAUGUUUGCUCUGGGUGGAAUUUUGAAGCUUGCCGGUGAUUUAUUUGCCCUGAUUGGACCGCUGGCCAUACAGAACAUCGUUGAAUAUAUCGAGAAACUUUAUGCCCAGGCUGCCGAGCCAAAGGACGAUGAGGUGACCGAUCUGCUGUCCAAAUCCCGACUCCUGGGCACCGAAAUCGACGAGGUGUACGGCACCAACAUCGAUAAAGUGCGAAUCUACAGCAGCACCUGGUCGGAUCUACUGGCGAAUGGAUGGUGCAUUGCCUGGAUUGUCCUGCUGGCCGCCAUCACUCAGGGCGCCCUGUCCCAGGCCUCGACGCACAUCCUCAACAUGACGGGCAUCAGGAUUAAAACGUCCCUACAGGGUCUAAUUUAUAGAAAAAGUUUGCUCCUAAAGGCGGGCGGUGGCUCCGAUAGCAAUGAUUCUGCGGGGCAAGUUCAGUCAACAUCUCCGGCUCCGGAUGAAAAACAGAAAAACGAUGAAUCCAUGGCAACACAAGAGCACGUGGACACUUCAAGUGAACCAAAUGUCAGCCACGACAUUGGCAGCAUCACCAACCACAUGACCGAGGACACCCUGAACAUUAUGCAAUUCUUCCUGAUCAUCCACUAUGCCUGGGCCAUUCCGUUUAAGAUAGCUGUGGUCAUAUAUUUAUUAUAUGUGAAUUUGGGAAUCAGUGCAGUUAUUGGAUCCAUUGUUUGCAUUGUGAUAAUGACGCCCCUGCAGUUCUUCAUCGGAAAUGAAAUGUCAAAAAACGCAGAGGUCAUAGCGGGGUAUACCGAUGCGCGUUUAAAAAAAAUACACGAUACACUUGUUGGCAUUAAAGUGAUAAAACUGAAUGCCUGGGAUGAGGUAUUUCUCAAAAAGAUUCAGGAGGCGCGAAGAAAUGAACUCAAGUAUCUCAACAAGGAUGCGACAUUCUGGACCCUAAUGGCCGUGCUUACACAUAUUGCCACCGUAUUAAUCACAUUCGUUACCCUCGGCGUUUAUGUGUGGUUGCAUCGGGAUCAGGAGUUCGAUUUGAGUGCCAGUCGGCUGUUCUCCUCGCUGGCACUGUUCCAGCAGCUAACAGUACCGCUCCUGAUAUUCCCCAUCACAGUGCCCAUUAUCAUAGCGGCCAGGGUAUCGACGCGUCGAUUGGAGCGGUUCCUAAACUCCAGCGAGAUCCAGAAGCAGUUCGAGGGCAUACGCAAUAUGGCCAGAAUCUUGAGCAAGAGCGAUGCCUCCUUGGAUAUGUAUGAAACGCAGGAGAAAUCGAAUAUGACAAUGCGAACGGCCCAAGCGGAAAAUAUGCUGAAUGAAAAGCGUCUGGCUCAAAAGUCGCAAACUCCUGAGCUCGCAACUAAUUCCACUCCACUGCUGCAAAAUGCCGAGGAAUCCGCGGGAGACAUAUCCCCAUCCGCUGCCCUGGAAGUGGGCCACAACAAGCUAGUGCAGCAGCGUAGGGAACUGCUCCGGAAUACGCCUUAUGUGGCCAUUCGGCCUCCGAAAAUGCGCGGCAGUGUGAUAGAGAGACCCGUGGAAUUUUCCGUGAUUCGGGCCAGGAAUACGGAUAGCUGGCGACGUGAUUCCCUACUGCUGAAAAUGCCCGAUGACAUUGCCGUAUCGAUCAACGACGGCCUCUUCACGUGGCAUCCACAGAGCCAAAUGCCCGUGGUGCAACUGCAUGUGCCCGGCAUCAUCGUUCCCAAGGGAAAACUAACCAUAGUUGUGGGCAAAAACGGCAGUGGCAAGACUUCCCUUCUAUCGGCGCUCCUCAUGGAGAUGCCGCUUCUCGCAGGCAACAUGUUUUGGCACAAAACCUGCACUAUUUCCUAUGUUUCACAACAACCUUGGCUCUUGAACGACACCAUUCGCGAGAACAUACUUUUCGGAGAGUCCUUUCGACCGAAACGAUAUGAUUUCGUAUUGGAUGCCUGUGCCCUUAAGCCAGAUAUUGAGUUAAUGCCCAGAGGGGAUCUUAGCAUCAUCGGGGAGCGCGGAAUAAACAUCUCUGGAGGACAAAGGCAGCGAAUUGCCAUAGCUCGAGCUAUAUAUUCAUCGGCUAAUGUGGUCAUUAUGGAUGACCCAUUGGCUUCACUUGACAACGAGGUGGGCGAGCACAUAUUUCAGCACUGCAUACGUGAGAUGUUACAAAAGUCGACUCGAACCUUCAUCCUCGUGACUCAACAAUUGCACCGCAUCAAGGAGGCAGAAUACUUAAUUGCAUUAAAAGAUGGCCGUGUAGAAGCGUGUGGCAGCUAUGCGGAUAUCGAAUUGGUGCAACCGCGAAUUACCGCCGAAUGGAACGCGGUUAUUGCGAUGGAAAAGGCCAGGAAGGAUAACCCCUCUCAAAAUCCUGGUGAAAAAACAGCAGGUGAGCGGUGGAAAUUGCUAAGGAAUGUGAGCAGACUGGGCUUACAGCGUUCUAUUUCGGUGUCGAUGGAUGCGAAUGCUGCAUGCCACACGGAGACGACUGAUGGAUGCAGUGGCUGCAUAUCGGUGGCUAAUAUGCAGUUGAAUGUGGUCGAGCAGGACGAGGAGGAUGAGGAGGAUGACCAAGUGUCUGUGUCAUAUCCCAUCAGCAAUGCAUCCUGUGGCGGCUUCAGCUUGCAGCGCAAACGUUCCAGUAGCUAUGGAUCCCGGCAUCUGAUGUACGAUAUUCCCCUGCCGAUCGACGAGUGCCAGGGAGACGAUGUCAUCAUGCGACCUCGCCGCCGGCAUACUCUCAGUCGUCGUGGCAGUCGGACCACCAACUCCUGGCACCGAUUGAGUGGCCUCAGCACCCUGACGGCCACUUCUGCGUCCAGUUCCACCAGUGGGGAUGUGCUGAGCCGCAGUGUGCUGGCCACCAGUUGCAGCAGCUAUGCGGAGAGCAGUGUGGAUGACAGUGGUGAUUUGGCCACGGCGGCACCAGAACCACGAGUUCAAUCCUGGCAACCGCCACAGCAUGUUGCCCAUCAGCCUUUGUCACGGAACGCCUCCUCUCCGCCAGCCAUGGAGAUGGUCAAUCCGGACGUGAAGAAGUCGGAGGAGGCCAGGAGGUCCAAUACCAGCUCGGAGGGUCCUUUGGAUGACCAUGUUCGAGGCAGUUUUCAGCAGUUCCUGCGGCGAAUGUCCAUGCGCCGCUCAAAUAAGCCCAAAAACCAUCAUCAUCCACUCAGUGCCACAAACUCCAUUCUAAGCAUUUCUGAGGAGUCUCCGCCCAUUGUACAUUUUCGUGCCACGAUUUUAGCGACAGAUGGGAGUAAGAAUAGCAAAUCUGUUCACAACGAAUCGCAGCCAGAAGAAAAGCUUAAAAAAUGCGUAAAUAUUGACUCGAAGGAAACCACAAUAAAUUGCGAUGACAAUUGCGAUUCAGCAUCGGACAAAGAAUCGAGGGCAAACGUGACAUCCCCGGUCGCCCAGGAGCACAAUGAAGGACACGUGCUGGACGAGGCAGGUGAAUCCGGCGGAGAAUCGAUGCCGCUGGCCAGGAUGGCGAUUGAUACGGAACGCAAAUAUGGGAAAAUAUCGGACGACAUAUAUCUAAUGUACAUACGAGCCGCCGGCCUGCCCAUAAUCACCAUCUUUUUUAUCACCGCACUAAUUUGGCAGUGUUUGCGUGUCUACACGGACGUUUGGCUGCAGCAGUGGAGCGAUGUCCAUGGAGCAGCCGCGUCCAAGGGCCAGGAGGUGCUCCAUCCACCGGAGCAGGACCACGAAGUCACGUACUAUUUUCGCAUGUACGCUGGCAUUUCGUGUGUUUGUAUAAUAAUGGCCCUGGUAUCAACACCGGCCGGACAAUAUGCCGGCUGUAAUGCCCGUCGUAAUUUGCACGAUAAGCUGCUGCAAACGAUUUUGCAUAAAACGCUGCACUUUUUCCAAGUGACCCCGCUCGGACGUAUUGUGAAUCGUUUCAGCAACGAUAUGGCCGUCAUUGAUAAGAAAAUUGCAGCCACAGGACAACGCCUGCUGCAAUUCACUUUGCUCUGCCUGUCGGCCAUUCUCAUAAAUGUCACCAUCACACCCUGGAUUUUGGUACUCACCCUGCCCAUCUGUGGAGCAUACUACCUCAUACAGAAGUUCUACAGGUGCUCAGCCAGGGAACUACAGCGGAUUGAAAACGCAACUAACUCGCCCGUCAUAUCCCAUCUUUCGGAGACCAUUCAAGGGGUGACUACGAUUCGAGCCUUUAACCAGCAGACUAGAUUCACGGAAAUCCUUUUCAAACGACUCGAGGCGAACACAAUCGCCUAUGCAUUGCUCAACACCAGCUAUCGAUGGCUUGGAGUAUCUCUGGACUAUUUGGGUGGAUGCAUUGUUUUUGUGGCCACCGUGACGGCAUUGACAGCGGCGAGCGUCAGUUGCAGGAGGCACUACGAGGCAUCCACAUCCACAUCCACAUCCGAAACUUAUGCUGUCACCAAGAGCUCGUCGGAGCUGAGACCUUCGCCAUCGCUGGUGGGUCUGGCCAUAAACUACACGUUGUUGGUGCCGAUUUACCUUAAUUGGGUUGUAAAACUUUUGGCUGAUAUGGAGAUGUAUGCGGGCUCCGUGGAACGCAUCGCCCAGUAUGCCCAGGGACAGGACGCGGAUGCGGAUGCGGAUGCGGACUUGGAUCAGGACCCGUCGUCCAAUGAGGAUGUGAGCGGCGAAGUCGAUAGGUCGUCCCAGUCGAAUGCUGGUGACAAAGUUUACCCAGGCGCAACGACAGCUGCCAGUGAUGUUGAUGAAGACGGAGAUGGAGACCAGCACCGGAAUGGAGGAGCACGUGGCGGUGCCUGCGGAACCCGGCAGGGACAUGGAAAUGGGGCUGAGGCAAACGCUGAUAAAUUAAAUGCAGGCAAUGCAACCGGCGACGGCAAUCACUUAAACUUCCACCUCCUCCCGGCGACAGCUGGCGACAAGGUGGAGGCGACGACAAAGACGUCGGUGAUUAAAGAUAAGCAACUGCCACCGCAGCAGGAGGACAAGGACGACAAGGACGACAAGGACGAGAAGGUCGACUUGCCAAAUGAGCCGGCCAGGAAGCUCGAGCGCUAUCAAAGUGUGGCAAUUUCGUGGCCACAAAGAGGUGAUAUCAAUUUCGAUAAUGUUAGUCUGCGAUACGAAGGGCAGACACAAAAUGUCAUCAGCAAUCUAACACUAAAAAUUCCCGCCGGACAACGGAUUGGCAUCUGUGGUCGCACUGGCAGUGGUAAAUCAUCCUUGGGACUGUCCCUCUUCGGUGUUCUACAAACGACCGGGGGCCACAUUUACAUUGACGACGUGGACAUUCAGCGCAUCCGACCAGACGAGCUGCGAACCAGGCUGUCAAUAAUUCCGCAGGAUGUGCACUUGUUCAACGCAACCAUACGUGAAAACCUCGAUCCACACGGUUACUUCCAGGACCUGCAAUUGUGGAAUUGCCUCGAAUUGGCGCAGCUAAAGGAGUUUGUCAACGGGCACCUUCCACUCGGCUUGCACACGGUGAUAUGCGACGGAGGGCUGAACCUGAGUGCUGGCCAUCGGCAGCUGUUGUGCCUGGCACGUGCCAUCUUGCGGGGAUCCGCGUGCCUCGUCCUGGACGAGGCAACAAGUGUCCUGGACAGCAGCACGGAGAGUGCGCUCCUCAGGGCGGCGGAUCUGGCCUUCCGGGGUCGCACUAUCAUCACCAUUGCUCAUCGCCUGACAACUAUUCUGGAUUACGACCGCUUAAUUGUGCUGGACCAAGGGCGCAUCGUGGAGGAUGGCAAUCCCAGGGAGCUCCAGCAGCUGGAGGGCUCCGUAUUCCGUGGCUUACUGGAGAAGGGCGCCAGCAAAUGGUAGAUCUAGCUGCUUCUCGCAAAUUUAACGAUAAUU
Messenger RNA from Drosophila erecta, 7074 nucleotides. RefSeq names its product ATP-binding cassette sub-family C member Sur (gene Sur). Bases 382 to 7041 code for a protein of 2219 amino acids. The record is from RefSeq and is a predicted model, not a curated record. Gene Ontology annotation, biological process: transmembrane transport. Gene Ontology annotation, molecular function: ABC-type transporter activity; ATP binding; ATP hydrolysis activity. Gene Ontology annotation, cellular component: membrane. Lineage: Eukaryota; Metazoa; Arthropoda; Insecta; Diptera; Drosophilidae. The transcript has 23 exons.